Molecule: messenger RNA, 3582 nt
Organism: Kluyveromyces marxianus DMKU3-1042
Lineage: Eukaryota; Fungi; Ascomycota; Saccharomycetes; Saccharomycetales; Saccharomycetaceae
Gene: MSH6
Product: mismatch repair ATPase MSH6
Exons: 1
Coding region: 1-3582 (1193 amino acids)
Biological process (GO): mismatch repair
Cellular component (GO): nucleus; MutSalpha complex
Molecular function (GO): ATP-dependent DNA damage sensor activity; ATP binding; mismatched DNA binding
Source: RefSeq, a predicted model, not a curated record
AUGACCACUGAGACACCAAAGGCAGCGAGCAAAGGACGUAAGAUGCCUUCUUCUUCUGGGAAGAAGUAUAAACAGGCUACUAUCUCUUCGUUUUUCAAGAAACGCGAGAAGCCACAAGAACAACAGGAUGUAGAGAAGACGCCUGAGAUGAAAACUCCGACUUCGAGUCAAGCACCGAAAUCAAAAGAGGUCCAGAGUCAUGCUACGGAGGCUUCUCCUUUGAAGAACAAAAGCACAAAGACUAUAGAGCAGCUUCCGGAAAUAAAGCCGGUGGAGAAACAAGUGGAGACUGUUGUUUCCUCUAGAGGGAGAAAAAGGCAAAACGUUAGUUUAAAAGAAAGUGAUGACGAAGAUGACAGUGACAAUGACAUUACGGUGUCCAAGAGAAGCCGGAACAGAAGCUAUAUUGAGGACAGCGAAGACGAAUAUAAGCUGGAUGAAGCAAGUGCUGAUGACGACGACGAGUACGUGGAGGCUGAUGUGGUGGAAGACGAUUCGUUGAAUGCUGAUUCGGGAAAAGCUGUUGAUGAAGAAGACGAUGACGACGAUGAUGAUCUGAUCGCACUAGCAUCUAGAAAGCCAGUUAAGAAGGCAGUCGUUAAUACGACAGUGCGCAAAACACCACAAAGCUUCAAACGGACCUCAUUGCCCAAUACUCCUGUAUCACAGGGAAAACAUAACAAGUUCAAUAAGACUAACGAAGAAAGAUACCAAUGGCUAGUCCAUGAAAAAGAUGCAGAAGGACGCGAACCUUCGGAUCCAAAUUACGAUCCCAGAACAUUAUAUAUUCCAAAGGAUGCAUGGGGUAAGUUUACCCCAUUCGAAAAACAAUAUUGGGAGAUCAAGAGCAAAAUGUGGGAUUGUAUAUUGUUCUUCAAGAAAGGUAAAUUUUUUGAACUAUACGAAAAGGACGCCCAUUUAGCUCAUCAUUUGUUUGACUUAAAGCUUGCAGGUGGCGGACGAGCUAAUAUGCAAUUGGCUGGUGUUCCUGAAAUGUCUUUUGAUUAUUGGGCUUCUCAGUUCAUUCAAUAUGGAUUUAAGGUUGCGAAAGUUGACCAAAGGGAAUCCAUGCUUGCUAAAGAAAUGAGGGAAGGUUCGAAAGGGAUUGUCAAGAGAGAACUACAGUGUGUGUUAACCUCAGGUACACUUACAGAUUCAGAUAUGCUGAAAUCAGAUCUUGCAACUUAUUGUGUUGCAGUAAGGGAAGAGCCAAUGUCGUAUUAUGAUCAAGAAAUAUCUUCAACGCCCAGGCCAGGUAAAAUUUUUGGUUUUACUGCAAUCGACACGGCUACAGGACAUAUUGAUAUAUUAGAAUUUGAAGAUGAUGAAGAAUGCUCUCAACUAGACACCAUAAUGUCUCAGUUCAAACCAACAGAAAUUGUUUUCGAAAAAUCGAAUAUAUCAUCACUUGCACAAAAAAUUAUCAAAUACAAUGCACAACCAUCUGCUAUAAUAAAUCAACGUAACAGUAGAGAGUUUUAUGAUUUUGAAAAGACAUUUGAUGAACUUAUUACACAUGAGUACUUCCCAUCUAUGGAAAAAUGGCCUUCAGUGCUUCGGAGCUAUUACGAGACAGGUAAAAAAGUUGGUUUCCAUGCAUUCGGUGGACUUUUAUCUUACUUACAAUGGCUUAAGCUGGAUAAGUCUCUAAUAUCUAUGGGUCAAGUCGAGGAAUAUAAUCCUACUAAAUCACAGACUUGUCUAGCUCUAGAUGGUGUUACACUCCAAAAUUUAGAAAUAUUCUCUAACACUUAUGAUGGAUCUGAUAAAGGAACACUCUUUAGACUGCUCAACAGGGCCAUAACCCCUAUGGGUAAAAGAAAGCUAAGGAAAUGGGUCAUGCAUCCGCUUUUAAAGAUAGAUGAAAUCAAUGCCAGACUGGAUUCCGUUGAUCUACUCCUCAAUGAUAUGGAAGUUAGGGAUUUGCUAGAAACCGAGCUUCUAAAACUCCCUGACCUUGAAAGAAUGCUUUCCCGAGUCCAUUCUUGUACAUUGAAAAUUCAACAAUUUAAUAAAGUGAUAACUGGAUUUGAGGAUAUUAACACUCUUGUAGAACAAUUAUCAUCGUCGUUUACUUUAAAAGGUGCGAUUGAACAUUAUAUUAGAGAGAUCCCGGAAUCACUAGCAAGUGUUAUUGAAACUUGGAAGAAUGCGUUUGAUCGAAAGCUUGCUGUAUCAGAAGGAGUUGUGGUACCAAAUAGAGGUGUUGAACCAGAAUUUGAUGAAUCAUUGGAUAUCAUUAGAGGCAUUGAAGAUGAGCUUAAUGAAUAUUUACAAAGUUAUAAGAAAAUGUUAAAAUCAUCUAAUAUUCAGUUCAAAGACUCAGGAAAGGAAAUAUACACCAUCGAGGUUCCAAUGUCAGCAACAAAGUUCGUUCCUCCAGAAUGGACCCAGAUGGCGGCAAAUAAAUCUUUCAAAAGGUAUUACUCCCCAGAAGUUCAAAAGUUAGCGAGAAGAAUGGCUGAAGCUCGUGAAACACAUAAGGUGUUAGAGGAUGACUUGAAGAAUAGACUAUUCAGAAAAUUCACCGCACAUUACAACACUGUAUGGUUCCCUACAAUACAAGCGAUAUCGAAUAUUGAUUGUAUCGUGUCUUUGGCAAGAACAUCUGAAUCACUUGGUUUCCCUGCGUGCCGCCCACAACUUGUGGAAGAAAUAGAUCCUAAAACGAAUGAAAAACUCAAUGGCUUCCUGAGAUUUAAAGAGUUAAGACAUCCAUGCUUCAACAUGGGUGCCAGUGCAGCCAAAGAGUUUAUACCAAAUGACAUUGCUUUAGGUAAGGACGCUGCUCAGAUUGGAUUACUAACUGGUGCUAAUGCUGCAGGAAAAUCAACAGUGCUCAGAAUGACAUGUGUUGCUGUUAUUUUGUCUCAAUUAGGUUGUUACGUUCCAUGUGAAGAAGCAUUGUUAACACCAGUAGACAGAAUCAUGACACGUUUAGGUGCUAGCGAUAAUAUCAUGCAAGGAAAGUCUACUUUCUUUGUUGAACUAAGUGAAACUAAGAAGAUUUUAGACCUGGUUACUAAUAGAUCAUUAUUGGUUGUUGACGAACUAGGAAGAGGUGGUUCAUCUAGCGAUGGUUUUGCUAUUGCAGAAGCUGUACUACAUCAUGUGGCUACACAUAUCCAAAGUUUGGGUUUCUUUGCUACUCACUAUGCUGCAUUGGGUUCACAUUUUGUAAAUCAUCCUAAUGUAGAACCUCUAAAAAUGGAUAUUCUUGUGGAUGAGGAAUCAAGAAAUGUAACAUUUUUAUACAAACUUGUUCAUGGAAAAAGUGAUGGUUCCUUUGGUAUGCAUGUUGCGUCUAUGUGUGGAAUACCAAAGGCUGUCGUUGACGGGGCGUCUGAAGCAGCUGAAGCAAUGGAACAUACUUCUAAAUUAAUAAAGGAAAGAAAAAAUUUACAUCAAAGUGACGAAGAUAUUCCGUUAGGUAUUGAAAGUGACUUGGUUCGUCUGGUAUUUGGUGAUGGCCUCAAGAAUACGAAAAAUGGUUCUGGUGAAGGUGUCAAAAUAUAUGACAACAACAUCAAGAAGAAUGUCUUGAAGUACAUGCUUUCAGUAGUUGAAGGACUCGAUGUUUAA